CUCUGACUGCAUCAGCGCGGCUCACACCGCGGGCUUGGAGUUUCAGCUGUUUUCCCUGCUCCAGGCUGAGUUAGAAGGUCACACAGACCGGACUCUGCCGGGGGAGACGGCGCAGGGAGCACACACCGCCAGUCUGUGCGCAGAGCUGGAGCCAGAGGCCGCGGGGACACCAUGCACGCCCCCAACUGAAGCAGAACCUCAAAGCCGCAGCGCCCGGCAGCUCAAGCGGAUUUCAGAGAGCUCAGACUCAGAGGAACCCUUGAGGAGAGACACCCCCCAUCACCCCCGUGAAGCCCCUUGCAGGACCGUGCUCACCCCGACGUUCCGCUACUGCAGACAGGAGUGCACAGUGGCCCCGGCUCGCCGCGCCAUGGAGCGGAUCCCCAGCGCGCAACCGCCCCCCGCCUGCCUGCCCAAAGCUCCAGGACUGGAGCCCGGAGACCUACCUGGGAUGGAUUUUGCCCACAUGUACCAAGUGUACAAAUCGAGGCGGGGAAUAAAGCGGAGCGAGGAUAGCAAGGAGACCUACAAACUGCCGCACCGGCUCAUCGAGAAAAAGAGACGUGACCGGAUUAACGAGUGUAUCGCCCAGCUGAAGGAUCUCCUACCCGAACAUCUCAAACUUACAACUUUGGGUCAUUUGGAAAAAGCAGUGGUUCUGGAACUUACCUUGAAGCAUGUGAAAGCACUAACAAACCUAAUUGACCAGCAGCAGCAGAAAAUCAUUGCCCUGCAGAGUGGUUUACAAGCUGGUGAGCUGUCGGGGAGAAAUGUUGAAGCAGGUCAAGAGAUGUUCUGCUCAGGCUUCCAGACGUGCGCCCGGGAGGUGCUUCAGUACCUGGCCAAGCAUGAGAACACUCGGGACCUGAAAUCUUCACAGCUCGUCACCCACCUUCACCGUGUGGUCUCAGAGCUGCUGCAGGGGGGUACCUCCAGGAAACCGUCCGACCCAGUUCCCAAAGCCAUGGACUUCAAGGAGAAACCCAGCUCCCUGGCCAAAGGCUCUGAAGGCCCUGGGAAAAACUGUGUGCCGGUCAUCCAGCGGACUUUCGCUCACUCCAGUGGGGAGCAGAGUGGCAGUGACACGGACACAGACAGUGGCUACGGAGGAGAAUCCGAGAAGGGUGACUUGCGUGGUGAGCAGCAGUACUUCAAAAGCGAUCAUGGACGUAGAUUCACCAUGGGAGAAAGGAUCGGUGUUAUUAAGCAAGAAUCUGAAGAACCCCCAACAAAAAAGAGCAGAAUGCAGCUCUCAGAUGAUGAAGGCCAUUUCACGGGCAGUGACCUGAUCAGCUCCCCGUUCCUGGGCCCCCACCCACACCAGCCUCCCUUCUGUCUGCCCUUCUAUCUGAUCCCGCCGUCAGCAACUGCCUACUUGCCCAUGCUGGAGAAGUGCUGGUAUCCCACCUCCGUCCCCGUGUUAUACCCGGGCCUCAAUGCCUCAGCGGCAGCCCUCACCAGUUUCAUGAACCCAGACAAGAUCUCAGCCCCCUUGCUCAUGCCCCAGAGACUCCCUUCUCCCUUGCCUUCCCAUCCAGCUAUCGACUCCUCUGCCCUGCUCCAAGCUUUGAAGCAGAUCCCCCCUUUAAACUUAGAAACCAAAGACUAGGGGACCCUGCUGCUCUGCUCUCCUUCCUCCCUACUCCCCCGCCCCUCUCCAAAAAACAAACAAACA
This is a messenger RNA of Mustela erminea (ermine), 1675 nucleotides long. RefSeq names its product basic helix-loop-helix family member e40 (gene BHLHE40). Gene Ontology annotation, biological process: regulation of neurogenesis; circadian regulation of gene expression; anterior/posterior pattern specification. NCBI's taxonomy places the organism in Eukaryota, Metazoa, Chordata, Mammalia, Carnivora, Mustelidae. Gene Ontology annotation, cellular component: nucleus. Bases 371 to 1609 code for a protein of 412 amino acids. The record is from RefSeq and is a predicted model, not a curated record. Gene Ontology annotation, molecular function: RNA polymerase II cis-regulatory region sequence-specific DNA binding; DNA-binding transcription factor activity, RNA polymerase II-specific; protein dimerization activity. The transcript is spliced from 6 exons.